This is a messenger RNA of Ictalurus punctatus (channel catfish), 2508 nucleotides long. It is a transcript of the gene tnfaip8l1, whose product is annotated as tumor necrosis factor, alpha-induced protein 8-like 1. The transcript is spliced from 2 exons. Lineage: Eukaryota; Metazoa; Chordata; Actinopteri; Siluriformes; Ictaluridae. The record is from RefSeq and is a predicted model, not a curated record. Gene Ontology annotation, cellular component: cytoplasm. Gene Ontology annotation, biological process: regulation of apoptotic process. Bases 318 to 878 code for a protein of 186 amino acids.
AAAGGUGGAGUCAUGUAACACAAACUCAUGUAACCGAUCUGAAGAGGCGGAGGACGGUCCACAACUUCUUCAAUUAUUCACAACGACAGUAAACAGCUUUACAGAGCUCUCCAGCGGGGAUUUUUUUUGUUACUAAUCUUUGUUAGAAUGUUUAGCUGGUAUUGUUGUUGUUUUUAAACUAAUGGUUAUAAGAGGUCUUAUGAGAUGGCUGCCACGAACUGUUGCUGUUAGAUGGAGAUUUGAGGAACGGAGGUUGCGGAGUGGAUCACGGAUUUGACGGCCCCCGUAUCCGCUUUAACAGUCGGAGAGAAGAAAACAUGGAUUCCUUCAGCACGAAGAACCUGGCCCUGCAGGCCCAGAAGAAGCUUAUGAGCAAGAUGGCUACCAAGACGGUGGCCAACCUGUUUAUCGAUGACACGAGCAGCGACGUGCUGGAUGAGCUGUACCGUGCUACCAAGGAGUACACGCGCAACCGCAAGGAGGCGCAGAAGAUAAUUAAGAACCUCAUCAAGAUGGUGGUCAAAUUGGGCGUGCUGUACCGCAACGGCCAGUUCAGCAGUGAGGAGCUUCUGCUCAUCGAGCGCUUCCGCAAGAAGGUGCACACUCUGGCCAUGACUGCAGUUAGCUUCCACCAGAUCGACUUUACCUUCGACCGGCGUGUCAUGAGCAGCCUCCUGAACGACUGCCGCGAGCUGCUGCACCAGGCCAUCAACAGGCAUCUCACAGCCAAAUCACAUGCCCGCGUCAACCACGUCUUCAACCACUUCUCCGACUGUGAUUUCCUGGCAGCACUCUACAGCCCCUCUGAGGUCUACCGCACCCACCUGCAGAGGAUCUGUGACGGCGUGAACAAAAUGCUGGACGAAGGCAACCUCUGACCCUUUGUUUUUCUCACUGAGCUAUUGUUAUAUUCUGUUGGGUUUUUAUUGUAUGUGAAUAUUUUCACUUUCAUAUUUUUAUGUAGUGUGGCUUUUUGUUAUUUUUAACACAGCACCCUUCAUCGAAGCUCUUUCUGACUCGUUCUGAGUGGGCUGAACAGCUGUGUGUUUAUCGCGACAAUACAACACCCGCGUUUAAACCAUUAAAAGACGCGCAUAACCCAGACUUUAAACACUCGCUCAUAUCUGGAAGAAUUGUUCAAGGGUGCUGGCUGAGUUUUAAAGUUGAAGUAGCACAUGGACAUGCUUUCCCAAAGGUCCGUUCUUCUUGAUGAGAAGAUGUAUUAUAAAACUUGUCAUUUCAUGUGCUAAAAUAAUCAAGCUGAAGCAGAUUUUACAGUUUUGCUCUAGCAUUAGUUUGAGGUUUACAUUGUACACUUUCAUGUUCCUGCUUGAAAAACGUCAGCUCCAAUUGUCCUCAAAAGCCCAGUGUAAGCAAUCUCUCAAUGCAAACAUUCAUAGUCUUCAUGUCUAAUACCUGUGUGAGUCACAUGAGAAUGCAUGAAUUGAAUGGAGCUGUAUGUGGAGGAGAAACCGGUUUAGUGAAGUCUGAAAUGGUCAGUUCCUUGUCAUGUUUUUAUUCAUUUUUUUGCUGUGACAGAUGCCCUUUUCACCCUGAUGCAGUUCCUCAGUGGGAAUGAAGGCAAAAUGAUUAAUUGUACUACUAUUUCAUAAGUUUGUUUUUAUAUUUUAUUACUGGGCCUUUUUCUGUUUUGUUAUACUUUUUAUUUAAUUUUUUUGUGUGUGGCUAUCCGUGAGUUACUACAGUGACCUCCAUGGCUCUGAUUAAGACACCGUGUAAAUGAAGCAACUCUGCCAAAGAGAUGCUAAGCAGCAUUUUAUUUUAAGUGUAGGAAGGAACAAACCCCAGUAGCUGCUCUAGGGGUUCAAGUUCCCGGAAGCAGCACAUGACACUUCAGCAGCCUGUGCCCUAAUAUAUUUAAAGAUGUGAUGUAAGAGUUGAUUUUGAAUCUUAAACCACUUACAUUUCCCUGAUAAAUUGAGCAGCUGUUGACGGACCUACGUGAACAGGAUACUCCGUUUGUGUGCAGAGAUCCUGCCCAAUGCAUCCAGGUGAAACAAAUGUUUGCUUUCAAAGUUAUCACCAUCUUGCAUUGCAUAUCUAUUGUAUAACCAAAGAAGGGUGUUAUUACUACUCACCAUCCAAAGAUAAACAUGACCCAUAAAUGUUUUACAGCAUGUAUGCACUUAUCAGUAGUUAUAUUCUCUUUUUUUUUUUCUUCUUUAAAUAAAUGAUGUAUGUUUUAAAAAAAAAAAAAAAUGGAAUUUGUCCCCACCUGACACUAAAGUUUAUAGUCAUGAAGGCAACAAGCUUGAAGUUGAGUGAAAACCAACCUAAUAGUAAACACAGCACUUCUUCUCAGGAUUGAAGCCGACUCGCACACAAAAGGAUUAAAGAGUCCCGAAUUGCUAACCACCGAAAAGACUUGUAGGUGGACUUGUAGGUGUUUUUUGUCUGAUGUGCUUUCACCUUUCCAGACCGGUUGUAUAGAAGUACAUACAUAUUUUAUAUAUAUAUAUAUAUAAAGGAAUGCUUAUUUUUAAUUGA